This is a messenger RNA of Peromyscus californicus insignis, 7507 nucleotides long. RefSeq names its product selenoprotein I (gene Selenoi). Gene Ontology annotation, molecular function: ethanolaminephosphotransferase activity. Gene Ontology annotation, biological process: phosphatidylethanolamine biosynthetic process. Gene Ontology annotation, cellular component: endoplasmic reticulum membrane; Golgi apparatus. Lineage: Eukaryota; Metazoa; Chordata; Mammalia; Rodentia; Cricetidae. The record is from RefSeq and is a predicted model, not a curated record. The transcript is spliced from 10 exons.
CGUGCGCGGUGGGCGGAGCGCGCCCGUACCUUCUUCACCAGCCCAGGCUUUCCCGUCCCUGCACAGUGCCGUGCGCUGCUGGUGUUUCAUCGCCCGGGCGCAGAGGGUCGCUGCCGCUGCGGAGUGGGCGUUCGGUUUUCGGGCCGUCAUGGCUGGCUACGAAUACGUGAGCCCGGAGCAGCUGGCCGGCUUUGACAAGUACAAGUACAGUGCUCUGGAUACCAACCCGCUCUCUCUGUAUGUCAUGCAUCCAUUUUGGAACGCUAUAGUGAAGGUAUUUCCUACUUGGCUGGCUCCCAAUCUUAUAACCUUCUCUGGCUUUCUGCUGGUUGUAUUCAAUUUCCUACUUCUGACAUACUUCGAUCCUGAUUUUUAUGCUUCAGCACCAGGUCACAAGCAUGUACCUGAUUGGGUUUGGAUUGUCGUGGGCAUCCUCAACUUUGUAGCCUACACUCUAGAUGGAGUGGAUGGAAAACAGGCACGCAGAACCAAUUCCAGCACCCCUUUAGGGGAGCUUUUUGACCAUGGCCUGGAUAGUUGGUCAUGUGUUUACUUUGUUGUGACUGUGUACUCCAUCUUCGGACGCGGACCGACUGGCGUCAGUGUUUUCGUCCUUUACCUCCUGCUCUGGGUAGUUCUGUUUUCUUUCAUCCUGUCUCACUGGGAAAAGUAUAACACAGGCAUUCUUUUCCUGCCCUGGGGCUAUGACAUUAGCCAAGUGACUAUUUCUUUUGUCUACAUAGUGACUGCAGUGGUGGGAGUUGAGGCCUGGUAUGAACCUUUCCUGUUUAAUUUCUUAUAUAGAGACCUAUUCACUGCAAUGAUUAUUGGCUGUGCAUUAUGUGUGACUCUUCCAAUGAGUUUAUUAAACUUUUUUAGAAGUUACAAAAGCAACACCCUGAAGCACAGUUCCGUUUAUGAAGCCAUGGUCCCUCUCUUCUCUCCGUGCUUGCUCUUCGUUUUAUCUACAGUGUGGAUCCUCCGCUCUCCUUCAGAUAUUUUAGAAAUCCACCCUAGAAUAUUCUACUUCAUGGUUGGAACAGCUUUUGCCAAUAUCACAUGUAAGCUAAUCGUUUGCCAAAUGAGCAGCACUCGGUGCCCGACUUUGAACUGGUUGCUGCUUCCUCUCUUCCUGGUGGUGACCACAGUGAGCGUGGGUGCGGCAGCCUCCCACCUGGAGAGUCUUCUCCUUCACGGGCUCACGGCAGCCUUCACUCUGGCUCACAUCCAUUACGGAGUACAAGUGGUGAAGCAACUGAGCAGCCAUUUUCAAAUUUACCCAUUUUCACUGAGGAAACCAAACUCAGACUGACUAGGAAUGGAAGAAAAGAACGUCGGCCUGUAAUCUUCAGGAAGUCUUGUAAAUAGACGCUUGUAAAUAUCUCCUCCAUCACCAUCGGACUAAACUGGUCUGCUUGACCGAUGUGGGAUCGCAGUAUGUGGCAGGCAUGUGGACAGCAGGAAUGAACGUGAUCUGAGCUGUGGAAUUUUGGAUUUUCUAACUUCCAACUUUAUUUUUUUAUAAAACCAUGAAACAUUUUGGUUAAGCACAGUGUACAUUAAACCAGCUAAAUGUUCCUAGCUUCAUGAGUCCAUAAUGUUUCGACUCAUACAGAGUUAAGGAUGCUUUACUUUUAUGUCUAAAGCCCCCAGAUUGAUUCAGGAACACUAAUAAUGUUCAGAUAGCCACAGCAUGUCUUAAUAUUUGAUGCUUUAUAGAAGAUCUUUAGCUGCGGAAAUGGUAAACAGCCCAAAUCUAAUGUAGAGAAGCGUCAAAAAAAGUCUCUUUGGCCAGAGAUACCAGUGACUGAACAACAGUGCUUAGUUGCCAAAUCAUGGUGGUUCUCCCAGGAAACUUUGAGAGGAUGUCUGGGGUCCUGGCUCUUACUGUGGCUAAAUGCCAAUAAAUGGUUUCAUUUUCUUUUAGACAGAAGUGUUCUGUUGUUACUCAGUAGAGAAGGGAUUGUAAGUACAGCUCACUACUGUGGCAUGGUUCAUUGUUUACUCCUGCUGUCAGGAUUGGGUGGGUGCCUGUGAGCUGAUUCUUAAGGUUGUGUGUGACAGUCCCAUUCUCAUGAGGCUGCAGACACAGUACCUUGUGAGAGAAAAGUUCAACUGGAGUUAGGAAUCUCAGAACUUCCUGGUGACCAGAUCCGACCCCAGCACUGCCUGUCCACCUGUCUUGGCUUGCUUUCAUUUUCUCUCCUGGGGGUGAGGUGCUGUGGUUUUUAAUCUCACACCAAUACGGCAGAGAGACUCUCUCUCCCCUGAACUCUCCCACCUCCCUAUUUGAAGAAAACUUUUGAUAUAUCUGCCUUACUGAAUAUUUCCUCCCUUAAUACGACUCAGUAAUUUUUGAGGCUUACUCACAACACAAAGACCCCUUUAGCUGUACUGUUAUCUCCUAAAUCUCACCUUUUUAUGAAUGUGGAUGUUUUCUUUCUUUGGGCUUUGUCUUUAUUUAGUUUGGUGGUGAAAUUUCUUGCUGGUUUUAGUUUCCACUGAAUGAGGUUUGUGCUUAAAUGAAGAGUGUGUCUUAAACCCCUUUUUUUUUGGGUAGGUUGCACUUGGAUAAGAUAGGCACCACUGUGUUGGUAUGUAAUUAAAUUCGUAACUGUUAUCACCUAUGAAUGUGACCAUCUUUAAAUAUUGUAGCUCAUUCCUUUGUUGAGUUUCUGUCUGCUGCUUUGUAAAAAGUAACUGGUUGAUGCUCCACCUGAACAUUUUUAAAUCCUAAUCAUUGUCGUGUAGGCUGUUGAAAGUGAUCCAGGAGCUAACCCACAGUUCUGUGCUCAGUGUUAAUCGUUUGUAAGGUUUUUGUGUGUUUGGGGACUUUCUCUGAGACAAAAAUAUGAAAGCAGAAAUUGAUGUGGAAAGUGGGUAGUGAUUCUGUGUUCGUUAAUAAAUUGCCAUCAUGGAGGUCAGAAAACAAGCCAGUUACAUGAAGAUAACUGUCCUGUGUACUCAAGCUCUGUAGAACUGAAUUGGGCAACUCGGAGUCGGGAAAGAGCUUUGUGAUAAGGUUUUUGGCUGAUGAUUUCACUCUUGGCCUUGUACACAAGAAUAAUCAUUUGUAUAAAAGAAAAUAACAUAAAUAUUUAUAAAAUAAUGAAUUUGGACCACAGGCUUUCUUCACCUUAUCCUGUAUACUGAAGAAUCAUGUCCUAUAAUUUGAGGCACCCCCCCCCUUUUUUUCUUUUAAAUGUAUCUGUCCUCUUUUUAUUGCAUCAAGUGGAUUUGAAAAUAUGUUUUGUGCCUUUUGUUUUGUGUUUAACAUGUCUCUGUGAUGGUAAAGAAUUCUAGUUUAGAUUAUUUUGUUGACACUGUUGAGUGGAAGAGAAGGUUACUGACAGGGAAGCGGAACCAGGCAGUCAGGGUUUCAGAAUCCUGUGGACCUGGGACUCCUUCCUAGCCUGCUCACGUCCUCUGUCUUGAUGGUGCAUCUUAAAAGACGCAUUUGUUGUAGCGGUACAGGAGGGGAUGAGGGACUUGGUUCUCACGAGCUCUGUGCGUCUCUGUCACGCCCCUUCCUCUACACUUCCCAAAUGUAAAAGGUACUGAAAGCUUAUGUACACUAUUGGGUGAGUUUACCCCACAACUUUUGCCAGUGUCUUGGGGAGAGGCCUUGCGGUCAGGAGCACGCCUUCAUGCUCUCUGUGCGUGGGGAAUAGAGUGCCUUAGCCAGUCUAGGGGUUGGCAUUGUUACUCUGCUGGACGCAUACUACAGAGACCUUCAGAGCCUUCUCUUCGGGUUAUGGUAUGAAAAAGCCCUUUCAGGCUUGUCAGAAAAUAAUCUCCCUGUAUCCGAGAGGGUGUGGGAUAGAAAGAUGUUAACAAUACUUGGAUAGAGGCUGCCACCUCUGAUCUUUCGAUAAUAUUUAUGAUCUUGAAAUUGCCACAAUCACUGUCUUGAGAAAUAGUAAUAGUUGAUAGGUUUUAGAGCUGUAGAGUAACUUUGAAGUAAAAAUAUAACCAUUCUUCCUUGGCAUUUCAAUAUUCCGAAUGACAUACUUUUAAUUCCAAUUUUAAAAAGAAAACGUUGAACAUGAUUUAGGAUGUUACAAACUGCUUCUAAUACUGCCGUUUGUUCUCUGCUCAGGCACUGGGGAGGGAGGUGUAUGUCUGGGGUUAGCACAUGCUAAGUACAUGCCAAGAAUGUUGCUUGUGACUUGGAACCUGAACGUUAAAGGAAUAUGGUGCAGUCAGAAGGUGUGUGGGUGGCACCUUGCUUCCCAAAGCAGACUUCAACUCCAUGACCUAUGAAGAAUAAAAAGAUAAUUUUUUUAAAUUGGAGGUAUUUAAGUUCAGUACUAUUCCCCACCCCCCCUUUUUGGAGGUGGAGUUCCAGAAAGGACGCCCUAGCUGUCCUAGAACUCACUGUAUAGACCAGGCUGGCCCCAAACUCAGAGAUCCGCCUGCCUCUGCCUCUUGAGUGCUGGGAUUAAAGGCGUGUGCCUCCACCGCCCGACUGCUUUUUCCCUUUUUAUUAGAACUUGAAACCUUCUUGUAGCCACCAGAAGGACAGAAGCAGCUCAUUGAGGCCAGGCUUGGCUGCCUCCAGACCUUGCCACAUUCAGACGGUGAAUGCAUUUUAUCUCUUGGCUAGUGAAGACUGGGAACUCCCCCAGAGAAGAAAGUAAAACCUGUGGGUUGCAGCUUUUGAGUUUUGAGUCUCCCAAAGCCAGAAGCAGAGAAGUAUUGUUGGUGGUGAUGCCUAUGUUCAGAGCGGCCUUAUUUUAACUCAUUUCUGGUCAAGCCCUUUGUCUGUCAGAAAUCUGUGACGUCAGACCAGAAUUUUUUUUUUGUCCCGUGAAAUGUCAUUUGAAGGCAGCAUGCCCUGUCUUGAGCAUCCGGUGGGUGAGUAAUCUGAUUAUAGUUAGCUGCCCCUGCUCCAACCUUUCAGAAAGAAUGGUAACUAGCGUGCUACAUUGGAAGGGACAUUCCUAACAGGAAAAUGGUGUUGAAUUAAUUAAUCACUGUGAAAUUUGAAUGUGUGAGACUCUAGGAAUUUUCAAAAGCUAGCAUAAAUUUCUGCUUUUCUUUUAUUAAUUAUGUAACCCAUGUGAUUUGUAUAUUUUUGGGUUUUUUGUUUUAUAAUCCUCUUCGACAGUGACUGACAUCAGAACAGACAGUGGCUUCAGAGUACGUGGUAAAUCAUCGUGAUCUAACUUUCCCAGAGAAAGUGGUGAUGUGUUUUUUUUUUUUUUUUUUUUUUUCUUGCAUGGAGUCUUGGGAAUUGGCUUUGCUGGCUGAUUCAUUUCCAGGGUUUUUACAGUACAAACUAAAUGUAACUUACUCUCCAGCCUGCAUGUUAGUAGUGUGCUUUGCUCUUUAAUAAACAGACACUCAAGAACUAGUACAGCAGCUGGCUAUUGUCUCUGUCUUUUAAGCAGGGAUAUGUUCUUCUUAUAGACAUUGAACAAGCUCACAUUUAGGGUAGCAGGAGGAGUUUGCCCUUUGGAGAUCUCCCACAGGCAGCCUGAACCAGGUUUUGUUCAUUUAGUGAGGAAGUCUGGGUUCCCAGGAUUGGAAGUGCCACACAGACUGAUUUUAGAGUAUUUGACAAGGGCUUGUCUCUCUAGGAAAAUACCUUUGGGCAGAACAAGAAAGGCUGUUCUGGGCUGUUCGGCUGUUCCUCUUGUCUCCCUUUCAGAGAAUCAUUCUUAGAAAGCUGGACUAAGUCAGUCUGGCUAUGUUUAUGGCAGUUGGAUCAUGGCCAUUGAAAGUCUAAAAUAGAAAGAGAGGCCAGUGCCCACUUGAGCUCUAAAACGGAAAUCAAAGAUCGCAUUGACUAUCCAGGGAGUGACUGAUACUGUGGGUGUUUUCUAUCACAGUGGCUACAAGAUCUUUUAAGCAGUUUCUUUGGUUAACAAUCAAAAUAAGCGUGGAUUUGAAUUUUUCAUAAACAAAAAUAAUUCUUUUUUUUUUUUUUUUGGUUUUUCGAGACAGGGUUUCUCUGUGUAGCUUUGCGCCUUUCCUGGAACUCACUUGGUAGUCCAGGCUGACCUCGAACUCACAGAGAUCCGCCUGGCUCUGCCUCCCGAGUGCUGGGAUUAAAGGCGUGCGCCACCACCGCCCGGCCAAAAAUAAUUCUUGAUGCAGUCUUGAUCGUGGUAUUCCUGGUAAGCACUUUUUUAAUAUCUAGAGAGAAAACCUCAUGACCUGGAACUUGUUUAUUUUGUACUUGAGGUAACUAAGCAGGUUCUGGAAGUGGCCGGUUUUUUUUAACCUGGCUGCAUCAGUGAUCUAUUGCAAUUACUGUUAUUCAUCAACAGGCUAAUGAUUAGCUCAUUUCAAAAUGUCCCAAGAAAGCAGAAGUCAGUCAGUAUUGAACUCCGAAUUCUAGUUUAAAAAAAAAUGUUGUUUUCCCCCUUUUGGGGCAGAGUGGAAGACCACAAUGACCAGUGUAUAAAGGAGGCCACCUGCUCUUCCCUUUCCGGCCUAGCAGUGGGUUAAAUGAUGGCAGGUAAAAAAAGAAAUGACUACCGUUUUGAGUAAGGUUUCAUGUCCUAUGCUAAGAAUGUGCGGCAGGAAUUGUGGCUGGGAGUUUAAUUUGGUGCCAUUCCCAGUGGAUUUUCUGUUGUCUUCUGAAGCAAGAGGACAGUCCCAUCCCUUCCCUCCGCACCUACACACCACCACUGGAGCACACAGGAUGUGUUCGCUGCAGAGGAUGAAAAUUCUAUCAGAGAUACAGAUAAAAAGGACAUAAUAGCUUCCCACUUUCAAGUACUUUUAAUUGUAGCUGGCCUAUAUAGGACUUGCUGUGCUGAUGGUAAAUAUGUAGCAUUUCUUGAAUCUGCUGCCAUAUGCUCUGUAUAUACACACGUUUAAUGUGUACACCUAUUCUCUGUCUAUACAUAUGAUAUGGUAUCGACAUGGUGUUUACUCCUGAUUAUCAGCCAGGUGGUAACCCUCACUAGACUGUUGCUGUGUGUGGACUUGGGGUGCCCAUGGUCCACAUCGAAAGCCACUUACCCACCUGGAGCCAUCUCAGGCCUUGAGAAAGCCCUCUAGGUAUAUCACUUUCCACUUCCUUUUCAUCGGGGAGCUGGUGAACCAGAAAGACUGGUUUGGAGAGUGGUUGGCUGCUCUGUUGAGGGUUAAGGUUUCUGGGUCUGCUGGGCCCUUUUUGACUAGGCGGCAGCUUUGGGAGCAGUGUGCCUGUGAACUCGUCAGGGAAAUACUUGCCCUUGCCAAAGCAGAGCUCUGCAGCUUGCUUAACUUUACUGGAAUGUUCCAAGUCUUGUGAUUUGCUGUAUAGUAGAAUACCCCGAGGCGUUUGAAUGUGAUGUUUGCUUUAUCUGUGUUACUGUUCCCUGCUGCUAGUCCAGAUAAUCAAGACCUGUUUCUUGUCAUCUGAUUCUAGAAGCCUUGACCUGUCAACUGGAUUUGUGUUCAUGUCUGCUGCUGUGAACUCCAAAAGUAAAGCAGUAGGUUUUAGUUUUAAACUGUUUAAUUCUUUUAUUGAUAAAUAUUUAUUGUAAUAAAAAUAAUUUUUAAAUCCUUU